Labeo rohita (rohu) is the source of this 3116-nucleotide messenger RNA. Its product is annotated as kelch repeat and BTB domain-containing protein 13. The transcript has a single exon. NCBI's taxonomy places the organism in Eukaryota, Metazoa, Chordata, Actinopteri, Cypriniformes, Cyprinidae. The record is from RefSeq and is a predicted model, not a curated record. The coding region runs from base 57 to 1592 and encodes 511 amino acids. Gene Ontology annotation, molecular function: protein binding.
UGUGUGCACACUUCUGUUUACAGGUCAAGCCUAAACAGAACUUGAAGUCUAACUUUAUGGUUCAUGAACAGAGUAAUCUGGGUACGCACAGGCAGGAUAGAGGCGUUAUGGGGCCCCCCUGCAGUUUGGGACAUGAGGAAGAACAAGGUGAAGAGUCCACUGGAAUUCUGAGAGUACGGGUUGAAGAAAGCAUUUUCACCAUAGACAGGGCCGUCCUGGGGCAGAACUGUGAGUAUUUCCGUGCUCUCUUCCGCUCUGGGAUGAAGGAUAGCCAGCUGAACGAGUUCCACUUGCAGGGAGGCCUGAAAGCGAGGGGUUUCCUUAUUGCAAUGGCAGUUUCCAGAGGUGAGUGCCCUGUUAUACGAGAUCCAGACGAGAUCGUGGAGGCUGCCGAGUGUGCGGCCUUUCUUCAGGUCGAUGUACUGGUUCAGCACUUGAUAGACCUUCUUGAUACCGACAACUGCAUUCUUUUGUUCCACACGGCGGCGGUGUACGGCUUGUGGAGGUUGUUUCACAGCGCUGCUGUGUUCAUCCGAGACGCUUACACUGACGUGCAAGAAGCUUUUGAGGCACUCCCAGAGGAGCUGAUCUGCUACGUGGAGUCGCUUUCACCAAUGUCAUUUGUGGCUCUAGGAACUCAUUCGCCAUCCAUGAAGAUUCUGCAGGACUGCUACAGGACUGUGUUUUACCUUGAUGAGAAACCAGGUGUUUGGAAACAUCUGACUGACCUACCAACAGAUGCCAGCACCUCUAUGGCCGGGGUGGCUGUUGUGGAGAACCGAUUGUAUAUUGUUGGAGGAGUGCGAGGGGUUACCAAGGAAACUGUUGAUGUGAGCUUCUGCUAUGAUACAGAAUCCAACUCCUGGAGUGUGUUUGAUGGUCCUCAGCAGUCUAGAUACAACUUCACCCUUGUGGGUCACAAUGGACAUUUAUAUGCCAUCGGAGGUGAGUUUGACAAAAGAAUCAUGUCCUCUGUAGAAGUGUGUGAUGUUUCCACAGGCGCCUGGACGUUGUGCAAGCAUGCGCCUCGUUCUGUAGCUGGAGCUGCUAGCGCAGUUGCCAGGCGUAGGAUAUUCGUAUGUUUCUGGAAGCCACCGGAUACUACGGACAUUUAUGAAUACUCACCUAAAAAUGAUGAAUGGACGCUGGUCACCACUAUGGUCAAGCCUCAGAGUUACGGACACUGCAUGGUGGCUCACGCCGACAACCUUUAUGUUAUGAGGAACGGGCCUUGUGAUGACUUCCUGCGCUGCCUCAUGGACUGCUACAAUAUCACUACAGGUCAAUGGACGGCUAUGCCAGGACACUACGUCAAUAGCAGGGGCGCCCUCUUCUCGGCUAUGGUGAGGGGGAACUCUGCGUUCACCGUCAACCGCAAUUUGACCCUGGAAUAUGUAAUUUGCAGUGACAAGUGGAAGCCUCGUAGACAGAUGGUGGGUUUUCCAAAAAGUGGCUCGCUUUGGACUUGCUUACUCAGACUGCCUAAGAGCACAGAUGCACAGCAGGAGCGUGAUGCAGAGGAAGCUCUGGAGAUUGACGCCAAUGUGGAAAGUGUGGAAGAAGAUUCAGCAGAGGCUAAUCAGCCACUUUAGGGAUUGCAGAUCAAUCUGUUAUUUUAUUUGCAAUUUUCAUGUUUGAUGACAGAAGUUCCCUUUCAAUUACUUUAAGGGAUAGUUCAUCCAAAAAUGAAAAUUCUUUCAUUAAUUACUCACCCUCAUGUCGUUCCGAACUCAUAAGACCUCAGAAUACAAAUUGAGACAUUUUUGAUGAAAUCCGAGAGCUUUUACUGAAUAAAGUUGUUACUGUUGUUUUAUUUGUGCACAAAAAGUAUUCUAGUCGCUUCAUAAUAAUUAUGGCUAAACACUGAUGUCACAUGGACUAUUUUAAUGAUGUCCUUACUACCUUUCUGGGCCUUGAAUGUGUCAGUUGCAAUGUUGUCUAUGCAGGGGCAGAAAGCUCUCGGAUUUCAUCAAAAAUAUCUUAAUUCGUGUUCUGAAGAUGAACGGAGGUCUUACGGGUUUGGAACGACAUGAGUGUGAGUAAUUAAUGACAGAAUUUUCAUUUUUGGGUGAACUAUUCUGUUAAACGCACAAAUUUAUCUUAUGUUCCAAACAGUAAAUCUCUUUGCCUACUGUCAACUGCAAAUAAGAGAAACAAUAAAUAAAUAGGUGUGAACACGUCUACCCUCUCUUGUUCCCACACAUAUGCACACGCACACGUGUCCGUGCUCUAACUGUGGCUCUCCAGCCCCUAUAAACAGCUCCUCGAUCGCUUGUGCAGCUGCUGUUAAUCAGCCCCAGCACCCCGCAGAUGGGUCUGAAGUUCAAAGUCUUCUCACUGGAGAGCUCUAAUACUCUCCAUCCUCCUGUCUGUCUGUCUGUAUGUCUGACUGACUCCCACAGAAGAUACAGGAGCUACAAAGUAUUUCAACGCAGAGACUCCACACUCUUCGCUUCCUUACUUGUAUUUCUGUGAUCUGAAAAAAUGAGUAUGUUAACUUUUAGAACAAUUACUGUUUUUAAUCAAGGCAAGCUUUAUUAUCGACCUGCAGGACUAGUUAUCUGGCCUGUGCGUGGUUUAUGAACAAAAACACACAGCCAUUUUUUGAGCGUGGGAAACAGAUACAUAACAAAUAUGUGGUCAAAAUAACAGUAAACAGCAGAUAAUAAACCACACCAGGACCACAAUGUCUUGCAAUGCAGUUAGAGAGACUGAAUCGGAGAUAAAGCUAAAUAAAUAGGCGAUAUAUCUAAAUAAAAUUACAUACAUAGCUAUAUUUUUUUGUAUAUUGAUUAUAUUAAUCACAAUAUGUGUUUACUCUGCAGUGGCUUCUUUUAAAGCGGACAUCAGAUGCAAAAUUAGCUUUCAGUGUUUGCAUAUAAAUGUGUUUUAGCAGAGUUGAUUUUCUGGAAAGUAUGAUGUCAUACUGCUCAGGCCCCACCCACAACCGCUGAUGGACUGUUCCAUAUUUCUGCCCUCAGCCAGUUGUACGCUGUCCGCCGUUUUCUCCGCGCUCAAACAGCUGUAGCGACAACAAUGUCUCGUAAGCAAUGCUGGUGUUUUGUAGUUGGAUGUAUAAGUGAAUAUAAGAGUCUUCAUCGUCCUGACAUCAGAGC